Messenger RNA from Hibiscus syriacus, 2745 nucleotides. Its product is annotated as probable galactinol--sucrose galactosyltransferase 6. NCBI's taxonomy places the organism in Eukaryota, Viridiplantae, Streptophyta, Magnoliopsida, Malvales, Malvaceae. The coding region runs from base 4 to 2613 and encodes 869 amino acids. The record is from RefSeq and is a predicted model, not a curated record. The transcript has 4 exons.
GAAAUGGUGUCAAAUACUUGUUACUGUACACGAUUGUUGGCUAUAAAUAGGAGUCGUUCUUUCAAUUAUCUUCCCUCUAAAUCUAAACAGCCUGGAAAUUCACUGUUCUCUCCAAUCUUUUCAAAGCUAAAUCUUCAAAGACGUUUUAAUUCUGGGUUUUCCAGAGUUUCUCAUAAUCCAGCGUUGUCGGUGUUAUCUUUUAAGAGAAGUGAUUUAAAGAAGCAGGAGGAGGAGGAGGAAGAAGAAGAAGGGAUGACGAUUAAACCGGCCGUUCGGAUCGCCGAGAGGAAAUUAGUCGUGAAGAACCGGACAAUCCUAACCGGAGUUCCCGAAAAUGUUAUGGCGACGUCCGGCACGGGGUCCGGUCCGGUGGAGGGGGUUUUCCUGGGAGCUGUUUUCGACGAAGAGAACAGCAGGCACGUGUUGCCCAUCGGGACUUUACGCGACGUCCGGUUCAUGUCGUGUUUCCGGUUCAAGCUAUGGUGGAUGGCCCAGAAAAUGGGAGAUCAAGGCAAAGACAUACCCAUGGAGACCCAAUUCCUAUUGGUGGAAACCAAAGAAGGGUCCCACCUGGAUUCCUCCGGAGAAAAUCAGAUCGUUUACACCGUCUUCCUCCCGUUGAUCGACGGCCCGUUCCGAGCCGUUUUACAAGGGAACCAGGACGACGAACUCGAACUGUGUUUAGAGAGCGGCGACGCCGACACCAAAGCGUCGUCGUUUACACAUUCCGUUUAUAUCCACGCCGGCACCGAUCCUUUCGCUACAAUCACGGAAGCAAUCAGGGCCGUCAAGUUACAUCUCAGAACUUUCCGGCAACUACAUGAGAAAAAAUUGCCCGGAAUCGUCGACUAUUUCGGGUGGUGUACCUGGGACGCUUUUUACCAGGACGUGACUCAAGAAGGCGUCGAAGCUGGGCUCGAGUCUUUAGCAGCCGGCCGAACGCCGGCGAAGUUCGUGAUCAUCGAUGACGGAUGGCAAUCCGUAGGAGGCGACACAAACAGGGAAGAAACUCCGUCGUCAUCUGCUGAUCAGUCGGAAACGAAACAACCGCCGUUGCUCCGUUUGACGGGGAUAAAAGAAAACGAGAAAUUCCAGAAGAAAGACGAUCCGAAGGUGGGGAUCAAAAACAUCGUCAACAUCGCAAAGGAGAAACACGGGUUGAAGUACGUGUACGUCUGGCACGCGAUCACCGGGUACUGGGGCGGAGUCCUGCCCGGGGUUGACGAAAUGGAAGGAUACGGGUCGAAAAUCCGGUACCCGUUGGUUUCCAAAGGAGUGGUGCAUAAUGAACCGGGUUGGAAAACCGAUGCGAUAGCGGUUCAAGGGUUGGGUUUAGUGAACCCGAAAAAUGUGUACAAAUUUUACAACGAAUUGCACAGUUAUCUGGCGGAUGCGGGCAUAGACGGAGUUAAGGUGGACGUGCAGUGCAUUUUGGAAACCCUCGGCGCGGGUCUCGGCGGCCGAGUGGAGCUGACGAGGCAAUAUCAUCAGGCUCUCGAUGCAUCGGUCAACCGGAAUUUUCCCGGUAACGGGAUCAUCGCUUGCAUGAGCCAUAACACCGAUGCACUCUACUGUUCGAAACAGACGGCGGUCGUAAGAGCGUCGGACGAUUUCUACCCCCGGGAUCCAGUCUCACACACCAUCCACAUUGCGGCGGUGGCCUACAACAGCGUUUUCCUUGGUGAAUUUAUGCUGCCGGAUUGGGAUAUGUUCCACUCUCUUCAUCCGGCCGCCGAGUAUCACGCCUCGGCACGCGCUAUUAGCGGCGGCCCGCUCUAUGUCAGUGAUGCCCCCGGACGACACAACUUCGAGCUCUUGAAGAAACUCGUGUUGCCUGAUGGGUCCAUUCUCCGUGCUCGUUUGCCUGGACGGCCUACUCGCGAUUGCUUGUUUACGGAUCCGGCUCGUGAUGGUGUUAGCUUGUUGAAGAUAUGGAACAUGAACAAGUACACCGGAGUCCUCGGUGUUUACAACUGCCAAGGUGCAGCAUGGAACAGAGCUGCAAGGAAGAAUACUUUCCACCAAACCAAUACGGACUCCAUAACAGGCCAUGUGAAGGGUCGUGACGUCCAUCUCAUUUCCGAGGCCUCGCUGGACCCUGAAUGGCCCGGUGACUGUGCAGUAUACUCCCACCGGACCCAUGAACUAAUCACCCUUCCAUACAAUGCAUCCAUGCCGGUUUCCCUCAAGGUCCUCGAGCAUGAAAUCUUCACACUAACACCUAUCAAGCACUUGGCACCAGGGUUCAGUUUUGCACCCUUGGGACUUAUCGGCAUGUACAACUCCGGUGGCGCCAUUGAGGAUCUAAAAUAUGAAGUUAAAGAUGGAGCCAAACUAUCUGAGCUCGAUAUCGGAUAUGAAGGUGAAAGCAGUGGUCUUGUCGGUGCGAUGGUGGAGAAUUCUAGCAAUGAAUUGGUAGGAAAAGUAUGGAUGGAGAUCAAAGGUUGUGGAAGCUUUGGUGCUUAUUCAUCAGCCAAGCCGAGGAAGUGCACCGUCGGAUCUAGUGAAGUCGAGUUCGAUUACGAUUCUUCCUCUGGGUUGCUGAAGUUCGGUUUGGGAAGAAUGCCGGAGGAAUGGAAGAAGGUCCAUGUUGUUGAAGUUGAGUUGAGUUAAACGUAGCAGAAGAGUAGUAUCAGAUUCACAAGAGAGUAGAUUUGCCUCCUAUUUUUUUACCCAUUUUUUUAGGUUUCAUGUAUUAAAUAUGGAGUGAAAAAAUUGAAAUAAAAGUUUCUUCUUGCUAUUAAA